Messenger RNA from Funneliformis geosporum, 315 nucleotides. The record is from the annotation of a GenBank genome assembly. Lineage: Eukaryota; Fungi; Glomeromycota; Glomeromycetes; Glomerales; Glomeraceae.
AUGAACGAUGAUUAUUCGUGGGAUGAACGAAUCAAUGAUUUUAUAUCCAUUCUCCAUAACAAGAAUGUUAACAAAUCCAUUUCAACAAAAAAGAUAUUCUCAAGCUUGUCUUUAUUAUCAAACCUAGUCAUUUUAUUCUUUUUAGAAAAUGAAGAAAAAUCUAUUACAAAAAAAGAUGAUAUUUUCACUCGAAUCAAAAAUAGGGUGAAAAAUAUUAUUAGUCAAGAAAUCAUUGAUACAGAAAUUGACCAACAAAUCAAAAAUUUACAACCUAUUAAGAAGCUGCUUUUAGAAUAUUUGGUUAUUCAAAAUUGA